Molecule: messenger RNA, 835 nt
Organism: Juglans microcarpa x Juglans regia
Lineage: Eukaryota; Viridiplantae; Streptophyta; Magnoliopsida; Fagales; Juglandaceae
Exons: 1
Coding region: 210-617 (135 amino acids)
Source: RefSeq, a predicted model, not a curated record
UAUCCGAGACCUUUUCCUUUUUGGACGGCCAAUCCUCCGAACAAAAGAGGAGAGAAAAAUCCUCAUUCCUUCCUCCUCGUUCUUCCAACCCAAAUUCUGAACCCUAAUUGAAGAAUUUGACAUUAACCUUCAAGUCUUCUUGGGUUGGGUCCUCUCGAUUCCCUUAGGCGCGCUCUCAAUAGCUCGCCUUUGCGAAAUUGACAAACUUCAUGGCCCACCAAUUCUACGAACUUACAUUCUCUUCCGUCUUCAUCACGAUCGCCGUACUCUUCACCGUCUGCUCCGUCCCUACCGUCCGAUCUGAUGACCACUCCUCUGUCCUCCAACUACAUUCCCAAGACAACGGCAAGAACGACGCUGAUCUCUGCGGCGGGGUUUCCGUGCCAGCCUCCUGCCCCAUCAACUGCUUCCGCGCUGACCCAGUCUGUGGCGUCGACGGCGUCACCUACUGGUGCGGCUGCCCCGACGCUCUCUGCGCCGGCGUCAAGGUCGCCAAGCUGGGGUUCUGCGAGGUCGGCAACGGUGGGCCGGGCCCUCUCUCCGGUCAGGCCCUCCUUCUCGUCCAUAUUGUCUGGCUCAUCGUGCUCGGUUUCUCCGUUUUGUUCGGUCUUUUCUGAUGGAUUUUGAGGCGUUUCAUGGACUUCAUGUCAUUGAUUGAUUGGUCAGUUUUUUCUUUUUAUUUUUGUUCAUUUUGUUGUGAGAAUGUGGGCGAGAGGAGAGGCAUUCGGUGCAUUUUCUUUGUUCUGUAUGUAGGAUGCACAUAUAUACGGCUAUUGUCUGUCAUUUCCUCCGAUUCCUUCUGUUAUAUAUAUAAAUUCCCAUUUUUUUCUUCGGU